AUGCUUUGUCACUGAUUCCGCUUCCGCUUCGCGCAGGAAGUGAUUCCCCUCAAAGAUCCAGUAGCGUCAGACGCUUCUCUGUCGUUUUACGCUACAAUUUUUUCUGAUUUCGGUGGAGGAUUUAAUCUCAGAAUCCACCGCCAGCAUGAAACUCGUCAGGUUUUUGAUGAAACUGAGCCAUGAAACUGUCACCAUUGAGCUGAAGAAUGGCACGCAGGUCCAUGGCACCGUUACAGGUGUGGAUGUCAGUAUGAACACUCACCUCAAAGCUGUGAAGAUGACCCUCAAAAACAGAGAGCCCACUCAGCUGGAGUCUCUCAGUAUCCGUGGCAACAACAUCCGCUACUUCAUCCUGCCGGACAGUCUUCCUCUGGACACGCUGCUGGUGGACAUCGAGCCUAAAGUCAAGUCAAAGAAGAGAGAGGCUGUGGCUGGCCGCGGGGGGCGAGGAAGAGGACGGGGUCGUGGCAGAGGAAGAGGACGUGGACGCGGCGGGCCCAGGAGAUGAAUCUCUCAAGCCACUGUACAUUUGUGUGCUUUGUACAGCAGUUUUUUUUUUCAUUUCUUUUGAAAACUGUUUUGCGUCUUG
Molecule: messenger RNA, 589 nt
Organism: Cyprinus carpio (common carp)
Lineage: Eukaryota; Metazoa; Chordata; Actinopteri; Cypriniformes; Cyprinidae
Product: small nuclear ribonucleoprotein Sm D1-like
Biological process (GO): spliceosomal snRNP assembly; RNA processing
Cellular component (GO): catalytic step 2 spliceosome; precatalytic spliceosome; pICln-Sm protein complex
Molecular function (GO): RNA binding
Source: RefSeq, a predicted model, not a curated record